Molecule: messenger RNA, 978 nt
Organism: Microthlaspi erraticum
Lineage: Eukaryota; Viridiplantae; Streptophyta; Magnoliopsida; Brassicales; Brassicaceae
Source: the annotation of a GenBank genome assembly
AUGGAGGGGAGGGAUUCCAAGGAUGGUCCGACACCAAAAAAGGCCGUAGAAAAGAAGGAGAAACAAGGAGUGAAACCUUUGCGCAGAGGAGUGCCAAAGAGAAAGAGGGGCCGUGAAGGUAGGGAUAGAUCGAAGAGUGUUGAGGAAUCUGACGAGGAAGUUCUUCCUCAGCAGUUGUGGCUGAAGAGAGAGAGAAGGGGAAGGAGAAAGUUGAAGGCGGAGGCUCAACAGACGGGAAAGAAAAUGCAAGGGCCGGUGCGAAAGGAAAUAUUGGAAGACCUAGGGAACCUACUCCGGGUCAGGGUGAAAAAGGUGGAGAAAGUGGUUGGGAAACUGAAAGUGAAAAAGAAAGCUAUAUACUUCUCGCUAGGAGAGGAAAUAGGAGGACUCAGAAGCGGUCCGUUGUACAAGAAACCUAGGGUGGUGGGAUGGGAAGGGGAUGAUUAUUUGAAUACAAGAUCGGAUGAGGCGGGGAAAGAGCGAACUGGAGUAGAUGAGGAGACGAGAGAAGAAUUGGGUGGUCGUGGGGAAGGAGGAACCGUUGUAGCUGACGGAGGAAAGACGAACCGUAAGGAGGACAAGGUGGUGGAUGCUGGGGACAAGGUGGUGGAUGCUGGGGACGAAGGAAAUGAAGAGCUGUUGGUUGAAGAGAAAGAAGACGAAGAAGUUACGGCGGGGGAGGAGAUGCUUGAAAAAGAGGAUGAUGAUUGCGAGGAAGGUGAUAAAGGCGGAAUUCCAGAGAGCGAAGGAGUUAGGGAACGAGAGACAGGUCAGGAAACGGAAGGAGGAGUUGGGAAAGAAAUGAAGGGCGUCCAAGUUUCUGUGUCAGCCGAGGAAGCAGUGGCCGGUAGUGAUGUAGGAGCCGUUGGUGAGUACACCGACACUGAAAAACUUCCUGAGAAAGUUACGGAGAACGUAGAGGACGAAGGUGAUGAAGCAAUGAAGACCCCUGAAAAAGAAAAAGCUGAUGUUGACUGA